AUGUCUGUCACCGAUGAUGAUUGUCCAAUUUGCACUCAAAAGAUGCUGCUCCCGACAGCCGUCGACGGCUGCGGACACAAGUUUUGUUUCCUAUGCAUAAAAGGUGUUGCCUUGAGCGUCAUCGCGGCGCCGCUUUGCCCGAUGUGCCGUGGCCCGUUGAACCCCGCGCAGUUCAGGAAGGUUGUUGACAAGCACCUGCUAAUCGACAUGAGCGACCCCGAAGGUGACGACGAUGAUGGUCCUUCGCAGCCGAAGAGAGCGAAACCUUCUCCGGAAAAAGAAAAGGACAAACGUCCCGAAUCGCCGGAGGCGGGCACAAGUCAAGUGGCCAUGGCGCAGAAAUCCAAGGCAAAGACGGCUUUCUGGCUGUAUAGAGCGCGUGGCAACGGCUGGUGGCGGUUUGACCCACGCACAGAGAAGGAUAUCGAAGCUGCUCGGGCCGCCGACCAGGGAAAAUGCGAGGUGAUGACUUGCGGUGUGCUCUACGUCAUAGAUUUGCUGAACAUGAAACAGUAUCGCAAGGACAGCAGCCAUAUUCAGCGCGAAAUCGUUCGCGUCGAGGGCGAUGUCGAGCUGAAUAGGUACGAUAUCCGCGGACUGGCCGGCGUUUCCAUCAAG
Mesorhabditis spiculigera is the source of this 618-nucleotide messenger RNA. The record is from the annotation of a GenBank genome assembly. NCBI's taxonomy places the organism in Eukaryota, Metazoa, Nematoda, Chromadorea, Rhabditida, Rhabditidae.